Phytophthora nicotianae INRA-310 is the source of this 729-nucleotide messenger RNA. RefSeq lists its product as hypothetical. Gene Ontology annotation, cellular component: cytoplasm; nucleus. The transcript is spliced from 5 exons. The record is from RefSeq and is a predicted model, not a curated record. Bases 1 to 729 code for a protein of 242 amino acids. Gene Ontology annotation, molecular function: protein binding; transcription coactivator activity. Gene Ontology annotation, biological process: positive regulation of transcription by RNA polymerase II; hippo signaling. Lineage: Eukaryota; Oomycota; Peronosporomycetes; Peronosporales; Peronosporaceae.
AUGAAUCGUGCCACGCAUGCUGGCUUCUGUGCUUUCGACGAGCGCAACGCUGGCGGUAGAUUCCAGACACAAGCAGAGCUUCGACGCUUUCAACACGUGGUAGCGUACACACAUGCAGGAAUUGACUGCGGUGGAAAAGUUGAUGAACUUCAGAGUGGUAGUCCAACAACGCCGCGAAGUGAUACACUGAGCACGUUUACUAGACGGAUGCGCGAAGAACGUGCCGCACACGAAGCUCGGAUUGCCAACAUGAAUCGUCGGAUAACCGAUUACCAUAACAAAGAAAGCGAUCGACUCCACGCUACCACCGCGAGUACUAAUUUCCCUGCCAUGCAUCCGAAGACGCAAAGGAUCUCACCUGGUACAACGAUUCGGAUUCGUGAUCCUAAGCCUCCAAACGUUCUUGUAAUGGGGAGACGAUCAACUGCCGAAACACCUCGAGGCGAGCAUGAUACGAUGCCUUGGAAGUCCACAGCAAGGUUGAAUUUUUCAAACCAAGAUGCUCGCGAUCUUUAUUGCGAAGCGCUCUUGCAGUACAUUUGUCAGCAGAGAGAAGAUGCCACACGAAAUUCGUCUCCGGGAAGUGAUUUAGACGCAGCGCCACUAUGUGCCACCCCACUCCCAGUCGGUUGGGAAGAGAAGACCGACGCCAAAGGAAGGAUAUUCUAUAUCGACCACAUUAACCGGGUCACAACCUGGGACGACCCGCGCAAGAGCAAUCAACCCUAG